Molecule: messenger RNA, 1126 nt
Organism: Sorex araneus (European shrew)
Lineage: Eukaryota; Metazoa; Chordata; Mammalia; Eulipotyphla; Soricidae
Gene: GPR15LG
Product: G protein-coupled receptor 15 ligand
Exons: 3
Coding region: 134-376 (80 amino acids)
Molecular function (GO): G protein-coupled receptor binding
Source: RefSeq, a predicted model, not a curated record
AAUUCCAAGGCUGCUGGCUCUCAGCCCAUUGGGAAACGCCUCUUUACCGCUCUAUAAAUGUUUGAAGUGGGCCCAAGGGUGCACUUGUGUGGCUCAGCUGCUCCCCAAGUCGUGCGAUUCCAGCCCUGCCACUAUGAGGUUUCAAGUCCUCUGCAGCCUGCUCUGCCUCUUGCUUCUCUGCUUCUCCGUCUUCUCCGUGGAAGGAAGAAAGCAUCCUAGGCGUCCGUCCAAGUCCUCAAGAAUCAGCUGCUGCCCCAGGGUUGCUGGCCCUGUCGCAGGGACCCAGAAAGGACGCAUUAUGAAGAUCUGUAGACCUUGCAAGUUGAAACCACAACCCCGCCGUUGGGUGGUACCUGGGGCACUCCCACAGGUGUGAUGUUAGCAAAACAAGGCUUCAGACAGCUGAAAUACCCCUACUUGGUAUCCCAGGAUCCCAGAAACCUUGAUUUCCUCCCAGGAUGCUCCUCACCAAAGCUGAAUCUGAUGUCAAAGUUCCUGAGAGCUGUGACCACAAAGAAAACCACAAGUUUCCUCCACUAAGGACAUCAUCUUCCUUUGUUGCACAUUGGGAUGGGCUAAUGUCCUUGCUAGCUCUUAGAAGAGCUGACCAAACUCUUCAGCAAACUUAAACCUGGAUUCAGAUGGCAAAGCCUUAGAAUGCCUGCCUGCCUUGCUCUAGUGGCCUUGGACAAAUAUUCAAGUUUCUCUGGGUUCCAUGUUGGCUUCAGAAAUUUAAAAUCCAGUAAGAAAAAAAUGUUCAAGGGAAAGCCCUUCAAUCAUAGGCUCCAACAUAGUUCACUCCACCCUUUAGUCCAGGGUGGUGCACUGUUGGAGGGCUCGCCUCAGGCAGCAAGGGCUCAAGGAAAGUUCUGGAACUCUAGAUCUUGGUCCUAAUCAUGCCACCAACCUUUAGAGGUUUUUAGCACUAGACCCAACCUGAGUUUUCUGAGAGUUAGGAUUCCAUCGUGAACUAUUGCAGCGAUAAAUCCAGGUAUUUCUGAGACCACUCAAAAGGAUAGGUGCAGAGUAUCAAAUGCCCAAGAGCAACUGGCUGUCGAGGAUGACGGAAGCUGGGCUCUGAGACACACCUAGCCCUUUAACUAUGCUACCUGGGGAGCUCUGAAAG